AUGAGUAAGAAAGAUUAUGAAGGAAUGAAAGGAAUUUCACCAAUUUUGAAACAAGAUUGGAAUCCUAAUCCAUCAAUUAUAUGUUGUUACGAUUCUAUGCAUGUUCUUUAUGAAGGAUUAUUUCAAGAUUUCAUGUCCUUAAUUCCAGAAAGUUAUUGGGAAAAAUUUGACAAAAUAUUCCUCAAACAAAAAUAUCCUUCAUUCCUUCAUAAACACCCAAGAAAAAUCACAAACGGAAAAACAAUGAAUAAGUUAAGAGCUAUUGAGGUUUAUAUGAUUUGUCAUUACUUUUUGGAAAUAUUUAAUCAUAUUGGCGAAAUUUCUUCCAUUCUUGUAUAUGUUGAGAUGAUUACAGAAUUAACAAGAAUAGUUGAUCACCUUACAGAUUCAUUUCAAUUGGAAACUCUUGAUUUUUUAGAAAUUCAAUUAUUAGAUUUGUUGUACAAGUACCAAAAUAUUGUUGGAGAGAAAAAGGCAACACCAAACUUUCACAUCGUUUCCGAUUUAAUCCAGAGUUGUAAAAUGUAUGGCCCACUAGCUCACAAUUCAGCAUUCAUUGGUGAAGGGCUUAAUUUCACUCUUUCCAAAACCUACGUAUGCUCAAACUCUGCAAGGUAUUCAAUCAUGUACUUUGAUAUGUGCCAACUUUGUGAUAUUUUGGAUUUAGGAGAAGAUCUUAGCAAAGGACAGUGCAUAUUUGGAAAUUAUGUUAUUUCCAAAAAAAGAGAUUUUAUUACCAACAUAAAAUCGGGCAGAGUGUUUCAGAUUGACUCUUUCUCUGAAGAUUACAACACAAUCACUUUAAAAAGUGUAAAAUCAGAUACUUUAUUAGUGGUAGAAAGGAAGGACAUUGAUAAAUACCUUCCUUGUGUACAACUAUCACUUCCAAAGAAGGAAAUCUAUACAACUGUACACAAGAACACUUUUCAAUAUCUCUAA
Molecule: messenger RNA, 939 nt
Organism: Naegleria gruberi
Lineage: Eukaryota; Heterolobosea; Eutetramitea; Acrasida; Naegleriidae
Exons: 1
Coding region: 1-939 (312 amino acids)
Source: RefSeq, a predicted model, not a curated record